CCGUUUUUGCAUGCCUCGACAUAAAAAAUUUAACCGAAGCUGCAUAUUUUUUGGUUGCUAGUGGUGCAAUAAAUUCAAUACGUUGCACGUCGGUUUCACUCUUUAGUUGCAACCGGCAAAUUAUCGUAAUAAUAAAAUUUAAGCUGCGCCUUUGAUAGAAAUUCUACUGUUUUUAAACAAGUUUGUUGUAGUGACGUGUACUUUAGUGGGUUAUAUGUCUUAUAAAUUGUUCUGCUGCUUCCUACAAAUAGUUGAUUCGGUGGUUUUCGAACGCCUCAUAUAUUAAAGUAACUUUCUUGAAUUAGCCACGGCAUUCGAACUAGGUAAUAGUGUUAACAAUGAGUGUCCGGAAGCGACAAGAGCAGCGUUCGGAUAAUGUUCAUCUGGUAGCACCUGGCGGCAAUAAAUACGAAAACGAUGAUAAGCGAGAAACCCGUGACUUACGCGGAGACUGGGGCAAUAUUGCAAUACUAUUUUUCUUGUACCUGUUGCAAGGCAUUCCCAUAGGAUUGGCCGCGGCGAUACCAAUGCUUUUACAGAACCGUGGCGCUAGCUACAAACAGCAGGCUGAGUUUAGUUUUGCUCAUUGGCCAUUCAGCAUGAAGUUACUCUGGGCUCCAGUUGUUGACUCCCUUUACAGCAGUCGCUUCGGACGUCGAAAAUCGUGGUUGAUUCCAACGCAAUACUUGAUCGGGAUUUUUAUGCUGAUUCUUUCGGUACAUGUUAACCGAUGGUUGGGCAGCACCAACGACGAUGGAUUACAAGCGCCCAAUAUACCCAUACUAACAGGAAUAUUUUUUGCAUUGAAUUUUCUCGCGGCCACUCAGGAUAUCGCAGUAGAUGGCUGGGCUUUGACAAUGCUAAAACGAUGUAACGUUGGCCAUGCUUCCACUUGUAAUAGCGUUGGACAAACGGCAGGUUAUUUUCUUGGCUACGUAGCAUUCAUGGCUUUAGAAUCAGCAGAAUUUUGUAACAGUUAUCUGAGACAAGAGCCGUCUGACGAGGGAUUGGUCACACUUCCGGGAUUUCUAUGGUUCUGGGGUCUCGUAUUUCUAAUUACCACCACUCUGAUAGCACUGUUGAAACGCGAGUACCUUCCAAGUAUUGAACGCGGUCACGAUGAACAUUUGGACCUGACUAUUAAGGAAGCUUACAAAUUGCUAGUCGACAUUAUUAAAAUGAAGCCCAUAUUAAUUUUGACGGCAAUUUUACUUACAGUAAAAAUUGCAUUCUCUGCUUGCGACGCGGUCACUUCGCUAAAGCUUAUCGAUGCUGGUGUCCCGAAAGACAAAAUGGCACUUUUAGUGGUUCCACUGGUUCCUUUACAAAUAGUUCUACCACUGAUGAUUAGCAAGUACACUAGUGGACCCCGUCCAAUGGACGUCUAUUUGAAGGCUAUUCCCUAUCGAAUCGGUCUAACGCUGAUCGCAGCUGCUGUCGUCUGGUUUACUCCGGCAUUGAUACAAAAUCACCACGUUCCUUACUAUUAUUAUUUGAUUCUGUUGGCCAAUUAUGGUCUCUACCAGAUAGCUCUAUACAGCAUGUUCGUGGCAGUCAUGGCAUUUUUUGCCAAAAUCAGUGACCCAGCCGUAGGCGGCACGUACAUGACGCUACUAAAUACACUUAGCAAUCUCGGAGGCAACUGGCCGACCACGGUUGUCUUAUGGAUGGUGGAUGUACUAACGUGGAAGCGCUGUUCCACUGUGGCAGAUAAUGCUUGCACUGAUUACGCUGAAAAAGAGACUUGCAGUGAGAAUGGUGGCGAAUGUAACAUUGCAAUCGAUGGAUAUUAUAUAGAAAUUGCUAUAUGUUUGGUCUAUGGUGUUUUGUGGUAUCAGUGGGGAAAGCAUAAAAUACGAUACCUACAGAAUUUACCAUUGGACGCCUGGCGGGUAGUACAACGACAAAAGGGAUAUUCGAGCUAGCAAUCAAUGCAAAUUGUUUAACAAACCACUGACGAGUCGAAAAAUUCUUCGUUUGUUUUAGCGCAAAUUUGUUUUAGGCUAAUUUCUGUUUAUAUAGUUUAUUUAAUGAUAUGAAUAGGGCUAGCAGUCGCGCUAUCUAAAGAUCACCCAAGUCGCCACUUAUUUUAAAAUGGAGCAUUUGUAUAUGGACGCGACAAUUGUAGUUUUAUAAUAAUGCGACAUGCAGUGUCACAAAACAAAUUCCUGUCGUAACAAAUAAUUCCAUCGGAAGGUAAGGCAUCUAUGCAAAUAAAUUAUUUAGUGAUUGAUAUAGCUUAGCUAUAAUUUGUGUUUAAAGACAACGUCAUAAAUAAACAAACGCGAAUUU
Molecule: messenger RNA, 2292 nt
Organism: Sabethes cyaneus
Lineage: Eukaryota; Metazoa; Arthropoda; Insecta; Diptera; Culicidae
Product: acetyl-coenzyme A transporter 1
Exons: 3
Coding region: 339-1925 (528 amino acids)
Cellular component (GO): membrane
Molecular function (GO): acetyl-CoA transmembrane transporter activity
Source: RefSeq, a predicted model, not a curated record